CUUUCAGCAACCAUGGGUAUCUCACGAGACUCUAUGCACAAGAGGCGUGCCACUGGUGGCAAGAAGAAAGCGUGGAGGAAGAAGCGAAAGUAUGAACUUGGCCGCCAGCCUGCUAAUACAAAGCUCUCAAAUAACAAGACAGUCAGACGAAUUCGUGUGCGUGGUGGUAAUGUAAAGUGGAGGGCACUGAGAUUGGAUACAGGAAAUUACUCAUGGGGUAGUGAGGCAGUCACACGUAAAACUCGUAUCCUUGAUGUGGUUUAUAAUGCCUCAAACAAUGAACUUGUUCGUACACAAACACUGGUCAAGAGUGCAAUUAUUCAAGUUGAUGCUGCACCAUUUAAACAAUGGUACCUCCAGCAUUAUGGUGCUGACAUUGGUAGGAAGAAGAAGGGUCCCGCUAAGAAGGAAACUACUGAGGAAGGAGGAGGUGCUGCUGCUGCUGCCGAGGAAACUAAGAAGAGCAACCAUGUUCAGAGGAAAAUUGAGAAUCGUCAAAAGGACCGUACACUUGAUCCUCACCUUGAAGAGCAAUUUGGUGGUGGUAGGCUUUUGGCCUGCAUCUCUUCCCGCCCUGGUCAAUGUGGCAGAUGUGAUGGGUACAUUUUGGAGGGAAAAGAGCUUGAGUUCUACACGAAGAAACUACAGAAGAAGAAAGGCAAGAGUGGAGCUGGUGCUGCUGCUUAACUGGUGCUACCAGAAUCUUCAGACUAGUUUCAUAUUGUUGUAAUUCCAAUUUUGGGGAUAUGUGAUUCUGUAUGCAGUACCUUUUAUUUUCUUUCUUGUACUCUUACCAAAGACUACUUUUCUUUAUAAUUAUCAGCUUUUCCA
Messenger RNA from Solanum tuberosum (potato), 831 nucleotides. RefSeq lists its product as uncharacterized. Lineage: Eukaryota; Viridiplantae; Streptophyta; Magnoliopsida; Solanales; Solanaceae. Gene Ontology annotation, cellular component: ribosome. Gene Ontology annotation, molecular function: structural constituent of ribosome. The record is from RefSeq and is marked provisional. Gene Ontology annotation, biological process: translation.